Danio aesculapii is the source of this 3526-nucleotide messenger RNA. RefSeq names its product solute carrier family 26 member 6, like (gene slc26a6l1). Gene Ontology annotation, cellular component: membrane. The record is from RefSeq and is a predicted model, not a curated record. Gene Ontology annotation, biological process: transmembrane transport. Lineage: Eukaryota; Metazoa; Chordata; Actinopteri; Cypriniformes; Danionidae. The coding region runs from base 99 to 2525 and encodes 808 amino acids. The transcript is spliced from 19 exons. Gene Ontology annotation, molecular function: chloride transmembrane transporter activity; oxalate transmembrane transporter activity; bicarbonate transmembrane transporter activity.
CCUAUGAAUAUUUUUCCAGACAAUGAAGUGUGAUUGUGUGGUUUGCAUUUAAGUCUUAAAGAUCAUCUACAGAAGCUAAAUAGCACAAAAUAGAGAGAAUGGAUUCAAGACAUGAAGGGUAUCAUGUGAAGAGAGAGGUUAUAGAUGAACAGAGGCUGAAAGAGCGAUCUCAGAGAAUGGACCCUUCGCAGAUCAACCUUCCUAUCUCCCAUCGGCUGAAGACAUCACUCAGCUGUUCUGUACCCAAAAUCAAACGAAGCAUAGUUGGUUUCUUGCCUGUUUUGUCCUGGUUGCCCCGUUACUCCAUCUGGGAUUAUGGUAUGCCAGAUCUCAUCUCUGGCAUCAGUGUUGGUAUUAUGCAUCUUCCACAAGGAAUGGCAUAUGCUUUGCUGGCCUCACUGCCUCCAGUAUUUGGACUCUACACAUCCCUCUAUCCUUCAUUAAUUUAUUUUAUUUUUGGGACUUCCAGACACAUCUCUGUAGGCACAUUUACUAUCCUCAGUAUUAUGAUUGGUAGUGUGACCGAGAGACUGGCCCCUGAUGCAAAUUUUCUUAUUUACAAUGGGACUAAUGUGUCUGGGGAAGUGGAUAUUGCAUCUAGAGAUUUGUACAGAGUACAAGUUGCAGCUGCUGCCACUGUACUGGGAGGGCUCAUUCAGGUUGUAUUAGGCUUGGUGCAGUUUGGAUUUGUUGGCACAUAUCUCUCAGAGCCUCUGGUUAGAGGUUAUACCACAGCUGCCUCUGCUCAUGCCGUAGUGGCCCAGUUGAAGUACAUUAUUGGAGUCUCACCCAAGCGCUUCAAUGGACCUCUGUCUAUUGUCUAUACUCUAGCAGACUUAUUCACACUCUUGCCAGAGACUCAUCUCCCAACUCUGGUGGCCAGUGUUGUGUCCAUCGUGGUUCUUAUCACUGCCAAGGAGCUUAACAAUGCACUUAAGAAAAAAAUGAUUAUACCCAUACCAGUGGAGCUCUGCACUAUUGUAGUGGCGACAGUUAUAUCGUUCUAUACUCGGCUGAAUGAGAGCUAUAAGAUAUCAGUCGUUGGUGACAUCCCAAGUGGACUUCAGCCUCCCAGCGUGCCAAAUGUCAACAUCUUCUCUGAAGUGGUGUUAGAUGCUUUUGCUAUGGCCAUUGUGGGUUAUGCAAUUUCUAUCUCUUUGGGCAAAACCUUCGCUCUAAAACAUGGUUACAAGGUGGAAAGCAACCAGGAGUUGGUGGCUUUGGGUCUCAGCAAUACAGUUGGAGGUUUUUUCCAGUGUUUUUCAGUUUGUUCUUCUAUGUCUCGCAGUCUCAUACAGGAGAGCACAGGAGGAAAGACACAGAUUGCAGGGGUAGUGUCUGGUGUUAUAGUACUGGUGACCGUACUAAAGUUAGGCUCACUUUUUCAAGAGCUGCCCAAGGCAGUUCUUUCCGCUAUUGUAUUUGUGAAUCUGAAGGGAAUGUUCAAGCAGUACUAUGACAUAGUCACAUUGUGGCGUAGUAACAAGAUUGAUCUGUUGAUAUGGUUGGUGACGUUUGUGUCCACUGUGCUCUUUAAUUUGGAUAUGGGUCUGGGAGCCUCUAUGGGUUUCGCUCUGCUCACUGUUAUUUUCAGGACUCAACGGCCCAGUUACUCACUGCUGGGACAUCUGCCUGGCACUGAGCUCUAUCUAGAUAUGGAGACACACAAAGAGGUGAGGGAGGUACCUGGUAUCACCAUAUUUCGCUCUUCUGCCACCAUGUACUUUGCUAAUGCUGAACUUUAUCUUGAGGCCCUUAAAAAAAAGAGUGGCCUGGAUAUCGGGAAGAUGCUCACUUACAAGCGCAGACAGGAGGCCAAGCAGAGACGCAGAGAGAGGAGAGCAGAGCGAAGAGCCCGAAGAGAAGCUAAGAGACAGAAAAAAGCUUUCAGAGAAGCCUCUCAGCGAUCCAAACACGCUGUAUUUUCAGUGGAAGAGGAAGCAGGACAGUUGAGUGAUAUGAACGGAGACUUACGCCGAGAGGCAGAGAUUGGCUGGAAAGAGCGGGAAAACAAUACAGUGUUCGUAAUACCUGAGACAGCACGGACAUCUGAUGGACAGCACACCUGGAUGUACCUUAAAGGCACUGACCCGGACACCGCCACCCUAGGGUCAGUGUCUGAUCUGCAUGACGCCGACGUUACCACCAUUGACUCUAGCAGUGAGGACACUUUAAGCCGAGACCUGGAGAGAGUCUCUCUGGGAUCUCUGGGCAAGUGGACAUGGGACAUUCAUUCCAUCAUCUUAGAUUUGUCCACCGCCAACUUUAUUGAUACCGUGGCCAUUAAGACAUUGAGGAAUAUAUUUCACGAUUUUGGAGAGAUUGAUGUGCAUAUCUAUAUGGCAGGCUGUCAAGAACUGGUGAUGAAACAGCUGGAGCGUGGCGGCUUCUUCUCUGAUGUCAUCACUGAGGCCUGUGUCUUUGCUACUGUACAUGAUGCAGUUCUGUAUUGUGUCAAGCAUCACGGAGCUGCAACCAUCAAUGGCCAUGAGAACGCUCUGGAUAUGAGUGGCACUCGGCUAUGAGAGAAGAUUUCUACUGCAUGCUCAUUUGCAUUUUAUUUUAGAUGUACACGACAAAAACCUUUUCAUAAGAUAUCAAACAGCAUUUGACUCAGCUGUUGACUGUAACAAUGCAUCAGUGUUGGGGAAAAAUUAUAUAUACCUUACAUCUAUUUUAAAUUUUAAAAUGAAAAAGCAGAAAUAACAACACACAUACUUUCACAUUAAUAAUGAAAAAAGAAAUAUAAUACUUUUUACCCAACACUGCAAAGCAUGUCUUACCUCUUGUUUUCCAGUAUGUCAUUCUCAUUGAAAUGUAUUUAAUAUGUUUGUUUGUAUCUUAUUUCCUAUCCACUUGUUAAGUCUGACAUUACGCAACGCAGCUUCCGGGUCCACUGUACAGGGAGGCUCAACAAAUGGUACUAAUAAAUGUUUACAAAGUGCUGCAAUACUUUUGAAAAUCAUGAUCAUAAAAUAUAUAUGCGCCUAAUAUCAGAUGGUCAGAGAGUGAUGAUAAAUUAUUACAAUAUUAGUGUCUGUAAUGCAGCAAGUCUGACUGCUAUUACUACUACUACUACUAUUGACUGCUGUCCACCAUGAUUUUGUAAGAAAUGUACUUUUAUGAGUAAUACAACCAAACAGUGGCUAUUACUAAAUGACCAUUUUUUUUAAUUCAAAUCAGUGGACCUGAAAACCGUUUUCCAUUCGUCACGACUUAUCAAGAGGAUGGACUAUAUGAUUUAUGAGUAAAAUCAAGUCUGUGGUAAAGAUACCUGAUGUUUUUUUAACAGCUGUGCAUAUUCACAAUGGACCCUUUUCACAAGCCUGAUAUGAUGUGUUUAACAGUCAUCAUAAUCUUAAAUCCUUGAAAGUUUUUAAUAAACGUAUGAACAUUUAUAUGCAUUUAUGUAUGUAUUAUAUCGUCUUUGCGUCAAAUUACAAAAAAAUGCAGCAUGAAUGGGACUGAGAGUAAAUCUGAUGUUUUCUCUCCUCUGGCUGCCGUCAUCAGUCUCGCACAUUUUUCU